Amyelois transitella is the source of this 756-nucleotide messenger RNA. RefSeq lists its product as uncharacterized. The transcript has a single exon. Lineage: Eukaryota; Metazoa; Arthropoda; Insecta; Lepidoptera; Pyralidae. The coding region runs from base 1 to 756 and encodes 251 amino acids. The record is from RefSeq and is a predicted model, not a curated record.
AUGUUGGCAAUCAGGGAUGAAAUCCAUGGGAAUCUAGCUGAGAUUAUGUCUGAAAUUAAGUCACUCAGAUCUGAUCACAUCGUGCUGAAGAGAACUGUUGAUAACCUAGAAGCUGAUCUAAGUUCUUUAAAAUGCUCUGUCCAGUUGCAAACAGAGGAGCUAAACAGUCUAGAUGUACGAGUGAAAGAAAUCUCAACAGCUGCCUCCGAAAGGACCACUGUUGCUGUCUCCCACUUCGAGUCCAAGAUCGACGCUUUGGAGCAACAGGCAAGACAAUGUAAUGUGGAAAUCUGUAACAUUCCUGAGCGCCGCAACGAGAAUCUAACAGGUAUCGUCGAGGCCAUCGGCUCUGCGAUCAAGUUCCAGGUUGAACAAAGGGAUAUUGUUUCUAUUCAUCGUGUCCCGCAUGCCCAAUCAGACGGCAAUAGACCAAAAAAUAUAAUUGUCAAAUUUUGUACAAGAAUUCAAAGAGACAACUUUCUCAGCUCUUUUCGGAAAGGAAAAACAUUAAAAACGGAUCAAGUGGGCAUCCCCGGAACUUCAUCCGCAAUAUUCAUUAAUGAACAUCUGACUUUGAAAAGAAAGCAGUUAUUUCGGAAAUGCCGCGAGUUCGCUAGAAAGAACCAGUAUAAGUACGUGUGGAUCAAGAAUGCAAUAGUCCUUCUUCGUGAGCGGGAUGACUCAGCUGCCUUCGCUAUCCGAUGCGACGAUGACCUCGCCAAAAUCGUGCCAAAAAAGAAUGCUCGGAUCUCUUAA